ACACGGCUAUAUAUAGUCUAAUUAGGUGAAUGUACAUUAAAUAGCUAAUAAGCCCAGCCCAGUGGUGGCAGUGAGCACGGUCUGUACGGAGCAUUUCCUUAUUUCUGCUCAAACAGCUGAUUUGCCUGACAUAAUUGGUCGGUUUAGAGGACGGGAGUCGCAGUGAGCGAGUGACGGGAGUGUAUAUUGCUGCGUGUAGUACAGCUGGCUGCCCGGCAGGAGUUGCAAUGGAACAGCUGGAGGGGCUUGGGCGGGUGCCUCUAACCCCCACUACUCUCGCCUGCUCUUUCCAUUCAGAUCUACUUCCGUGUCCUGAAACGGCACCUCGGCUACACGAGUGAAUACAAUUCAAGUGCUAUAAUAUGGUGUGGGAAGUCAAGGCAAAAGAUAUGCCCAACGCUGUGCAAAAGGUCCAGUUGGUUAUGGAUAACAGGCUUACAGGAAUGAACGAAUCUUUGGAAAUGUUGAAAUGCAAUGAGCAUAUUCCGUCCUCUCCUGGAUAUGAAUCGUCUGAUGAUCAUAUGGAGCUUGAUGAUAUUCCAGAAUUGCGAACUGUGCCGACUGAUUCCACAUCACCUGAGGUUUUCCACCUUGACUCAGGUAUUUCACACCAAGAAUACACAGUGCCUUCAUGGAGCCAAAAUACCUCAGACAUUUCUAAAAAUGAAUAUUCGUGUGAUACUGGCAUGAAUUGGCUGACUGAGCUGGCAAAUAUAGCCACGAGCCCUCAGAGUCCUUUGAUGCAAUGUUCAUUCUAUAACAGAUCAUCGCCUGUUCAUAUAAUAGCUACCAGUAAAAGUUUACAUUCCUAUGCCCGCCCCCCACCGGUCUCCACAGAGAGUAAAUCAAGCGUCUCCAAAAGUCAUUGGCGAGAAGAAACAGCAGUCAGGCACGAACGAACCAACAGUGAAUCGGAAUCUGGCAUUUUCUGUAUGUCUUCAUUUUCUGAUGAUGAUGAUUUAGGAUGGUGCCAUUCUUGGCCACAGACUGUUUGGCAUUGUUUUCUGAAAGGAACCCGUUUAUGCUUCCAUAAAGGGCGCAAAAAACAGUGGCAGGAUGUUGAAGAUUUUGCCAAAAGUACAAGAUGGAGAAAUGAGAGGGGCAUUGACUCAUACAAGGAUUAUGGUUCCGAUGGUCUUAAGUUGGUCUCUUACGAGGAGUGUGUAUCGUAUGGAGAAUCCGUUGUGCAGCUUACUUUUGAUCCUGGUACAACAGAUGUAGGCUUGCUGACAGUGGAGUGCAAACUGGACCACCCGUAUUAUGUGAAAAAUAAAGGUUGGUCAUCUUUCUACCCAAGUCUAACUGUGGUUCAGCACGGUAUUCCCUGUUGUGAAAUUCAUGUUGGAGAUGUAUGUCUACCUCCUGGUCACCCAGAUGCCAUAAACUUUGAUGAUUCUGGUGUUUUUGAUACAUUUAAAAGCUAUGACUUUACCCCAAUGGAUUCUUCUGCUGUGUACGUGUUAAGUAGUAUGGCACGUCAGCGCCGCGCUUCAUCCAGUGGAAGAGCAAGCAGUCCAGAUACAGAGAGAUCUGAGUAUUGCAAGGAUUAUGUAUCUCCCAGAUCUUCACAGACCUCCUACAGCUCAUUAUGUAAUAAGACUGGCAGGAAUCACACCUCAGGGACUGCAAACUCUGUGACUGUCACAUCACCCAACAAGUGCAAAAGACCAAUGAAUGCUUUCAUGCUUUUUGCCAAAAAGUACAGAGUUGAAUAUACUCAGAUGUAUCCAGGAAAAGAUAACCGAGCCAUAAGUGUGAUACUUGGUGACCGGUGGAAAAAGAUGAAGAAUGAGGAAAGGAGGAUAUACACUAUAGAAGCCAAAGCUCUGGCUGAAGAACAAAAACGUUUAAAUCCCGACUGUUGGAAGAGGAAAAGAACAAAUUCAGUAUGUUCCUAUAAACAUUAAACCCCUCAACACUACUGAACUGAGACUGUCCUCACUAUUCACUUGUUAGUCCCAUCAUGUGUCAGUGGAGAGACAAGUUAAAAACUAUUUUCUAUUAAGGAAGAUUAGAGGUAAACUAGAGAGACAUGGCUUGCCAUGGCACAUCAGGAUCCAUUUAAAUUUCAAAUAGGUGUGAUGAGCUAUUUAACUAGAGGGAUAGCAUUUGAGUCAGCAUUUGUAACUUAUUAGCAAAAUCACAAAACCAAAGGACAUUGAUUGAAUGUACAUGAACAUAUGUUCCCCUUUAACUCAGAACAUACUGCUAUGACUCCACUGAUAUCUAAAUGAGUGUUCACUAACUGGAUGUUGUGGCUCACUAGAAUGCCUCUGAUGAUUUAGGAGAGCCAGAUUCUUCUUGGUGAUAUCUGAAUAUCUUUGACCAUGAACUUUCAUCUACUUAGACUCUCAUUUGUAAGCUGUGAGUAUAUAGGCAAUGACACACGGGAUGUUUUGUCGUCGGCAAUUAAUGGUCCCUACUUUUCUUCCUAUAGACAUUUCACAUUAAUGCCAGCGGGGAGGAAACUAGGGAUGUUUUGUUACUUGUUGUGGAGCAAAUUUACCACUGACAAUACGGUCCAUGUUCCAUUGUCCUACACUGCAUUUGUUUACUUACUUGGGGCUUCAAAUGUGCAUCUAUUGCAAUGCAUAUAUUGCAUUUCUGUUUGUGUGCAUUGCUGGAAUUUCAAUUGCCGUUUA
Messenger RNA from Xenopus laevis (African clawed frog), 2642 nucleotides. It is a transcript of the gene hbp1.L, whose product is annotated as HMG-box transcription factor 1 L homeolog. Lineage: Eukaryota; Metazoa; Chordata; Amphibia; Anura; Pipidae. Gene Ontology annotation, molecular function: RNA polymerase II cis-regulatory region sequence-specific DNA binding; DNA-binding transcription factor activity, RNA polymerase II-specific; DNA binding. Gene Ontology annotation, cellular component: nucleus. Gene Ontology annotation, biological process: regulation of DNA-templated transcription; regulation of transcription by RNA polymerase II. The record is from RefSeq and is a predicted model, not a curated record. The transcript is spliced from 10 exons. The coding region runs from base 363 to 1907 and encodes 514 amino acids.